UUAUUCCACCCAUGUAUAAUAUUAGGCAUGCGUUAUGUAGUUUACGUCUGUUGAUUAACAUACGUAAAUGUAGUUGUGCUGGAUCAUCACGUGUCGGCGGUUCGCAGUGGGCGUGCCACGAUUUCGGACGUGCAUGCCUGUUUGACAACAUUCAACUUGAGGCAGUUGAGCUUUGUCAGGGUUUAGGUUGUAGCUGGAAUUUGUUGCGAGCUGGCAAGACUUGUGAAUGCAUUGCCUGGUGCAGCAUACGGCAAGGCAUUAGUUUACCAUGGUUGAAGGUCCAGGCUGCACUUUGAAGGGGGAGAAGAUCAGAGGCCGGCUGGUUGGAAAGACAGUGCGGAGCGUCUCUGGCAAUGCUGUCAACAGGGAUGUAAAGAAACAGAAAAAGGAUGAUCACAUGACUAAAUAUGACCAGCUGAUUGGUCAAAAACUGGAGGAAGUGCUGACCCUAGGAAAAGAACUGUUCAUGUUUUUUGGAGACUUAUGUUUAAGGAUCCAUUUCUUGAUGGCGGGGUCAUUCCGUGUGAACAGUCUCCAGCUGGACAAGGACUACUCCAAGAUGACCACCGUUGCCUCCCUUGAGAUGGAUAUGGAUGGGGACACUCUGGCCUUCUACAAGAGUGCAGCAGACAUCAGGCUAUCAAAGGAUUGUCAUGAGAAGUUUGAAGAACUCAGGGAUCUUGACAUUUGUUCUAUUAAUUUCAACCCCAAACGAGCGGUUGUUAUGGUGAUGGAACAGACUGACAGGAUGGUGUGUGAUGUCUUGUUGGAUCAGCUCAUUUUGCCAGGAGUGGGCAACAUCAUCAAGAAUGAGGCCUUGUAUGACAGUGGUAUCAGGCCCAAUACCAAGAUCAAGAACUUGACAGAGGAACACAUCUCUCUGUUGGUGAAGAUGACCCGUGACUUCACCAUGGUUUUCUAUAAGUGUCGCCGGGACGGUAAGCCGCUGCGGCCGUAUGAGAAGGUAUACCAUGUGGCAAAGUGCAAGCAGUGUGGGGGAAAGAUUACCACUACCAGAAUGGGGGAGGACAGUGCCAGGGUCACCUACUUCUGUGACCACUGUCAGAACAAUGACCUCACACGCUUCCAGAAACAGAAACUCACAACAAAGAACAGUUUAUUAGGCUGGGUCAACACUGGCCAUGUGCAAAAGGAAGUGAAAGACUGGGCAUGCUCAGUAUGUACUCUGAUAAAUUCAGCCAAUCAAACAAACUGUUCUGUCUGUCUCACGCCCAAAAAUGGCCAACCAAACUUGAUGGCACAGAAUCAGUGCCAACAACAAGAUGGACACUCUCUUGUACCAGAUCAAGCUUUGACAGCACAAACACAGAACACUGUCGUCAAAAAGUCAAAGUACACAUUUAGGAAGAGAUCUUUGUCGGGCCAAAACACAUCAAUGAAUACGUCACUAACCUCCACUACUGACAAUCUUGGGCAGCAUUCCGAAAAUACAUGUCCCAAACGACAGAAAUUAUCGCCCAUGUCACAAACUCAGAUUUGUGACAGUCCAAAAGAGCACAGUUCAGGAGCUAAGCAGGGACCUCACAACAGUCUGUCCCACGUGUCAAAAUGGAGUCAAGGAGGGGAGGUAACUGCUGUCCCCAGCAAGAUUCCUCUCUGUCCUGGUCACAAGAGACGAUGCUUCAUGAAACAAUGCUGGAAGGAGAAUGAGAACAGAGGCAGAUGGUUCUUCACCUGCAGCUUGCCACGAGCCAAGCAAUGCAAGUUCUUUCAGUGGGCUGACACACAGUUCCCAAUAUGUGAAGGUCAUGGUAAGCCAAGUGCAUUCCGGACUGUGAUGAAAGAAGGGCCCAACAAUGGCAAGAAGUUCUUUACGUGUCCUCUCAGUAAACAGAAGCAGUGUGGCUUCUUCCAGUGGGCAGAUGGCUAUGAGGACUGACUUGUCAGAAACAGUGGUUUCUUCCAGUGGGCUGUUGGUUAUGUGAACUGACUUUGCCUGAAACAGAAGUAGGGAAACUUCUUCCAGUGGGCUGUUGGAAAUGAGGACUGACUACAUCAUGAGCAGAAUCAGGACAGGUUCGUCCAGUGGGCUGUUGGCUGUGAGGACUACUGUGAUAGAAACCGAAACGAUGCGGCUUCUUCCGGUGGGCUGUUGGCUAUGAGGAUUGACAAUGUUCCAGUCAUGAUUCAAACAAAUAAAAUGUAUUCCAAGUU
Haliotis rubra (blacklip abalone) is the source of this 2175-nucleotide messenger RNA. Its product is annotated as endonuclease 8-like 3. Lineage: Eukaryota; Metazoa; Mollusca; Gastropoda; Lepetellida; Haliotidae. Gene Ontology annotation, cellular component: nucleus. The coding region runs from base 269 to 1900 and encodes 543 amino acids. Gene Ontology annotation, biological process: base-excision repair. The transcript has 10 exons. The record is from RefSeq and is a predicted model, not a curated record. Gene Ontology annotation, molecular function: damaged DNA binding; zinc ion binding; DNA-(apurinic or apyrimidinic site) endonuclease activity.